Molecule: messenger RNA, 2719 nt
Organism: Acanthopagrus latus (yellowfin seabream)
Lineage: Eukaryota; Metazoa; Chordata; Actinopteri; Spariformes; Sparidae
Product: taste receptor type 1 member 3
Exons: 8
Coding region: 1-2568 (855 amino acids)
Biological process (GO): sensory perception of umami taste; G protein-coupled receptor signaling pathway; sensory perception of sweet taste
Cellular component (GO): membrane
Molecular function (GO): G protein-coupled receptor activity
Source: RefSeq, a predicted model, not a curated record
AUGGCUGCACCAGCCGUUAUGCUGGUUUUGUUCUGGGCGUUUGGACUGAGCUACGCUGCUGGUUCACCCGAAUGGUUCCAAAAUAUUUCAACCAAUCUCUUCAAUUUGUCCGGAGACAUUAUACUCGGAGGGCUCUUUCCCAUUAACUACCUCAGCAGCAACCUCACCCAGAGGAGGGAGCCUGACAACAUCAGCUGUGACAGUAUCAAUGAGUAUGGACUGGGCCUUGCUCUAGUAAUGAAAUAUGCAGUGGAUGAGAUCAACGCAAACCAAAGUCUGCUCCCUGGCUUCAAGUUGGGUUACGAAAUCCAUGACACAUGCAGACAAUCUGCCGUCAUUGUGAAUCCGGCCAUCUCUUUCCUCACUGCAAAGUCUGACAAUGUGCUAUCUGUGGAAUGUAAUUACACCAACUAUGAGACUAGCAUAUCAGCCGUGAUCGGUCCUUAUAGCUCGGAAAUGGUGUCAGUCAUAGGAAAACUCAUGGGAUUCUUUCUGAUGCCACAGAUUAGCUAUGGCGCCACGAGUGACAAAUUCAGUGACAAGCGUCUCUACCCGUCAUUCUUCCGUACGGUGCCCAGUGACAAAUGGCAGGUGGAAGCCAUAGUGCAACUGCUGAAGGAAUUAGAUUGGAACUGGGUGGCGGUGGUGGGCAGUGAAGAGGAGUACGGACAACAGGGUGUGCAGGAAUUCUCCAAAAUAGCCUCAAAUAACUCAGUCUGCGUGGCCUAUCAGGGGCUGAUCCCCAUAUACACUGACCCUGCUCCAGCGAUCAACACCAUCAUCACAAAUAUAAUAGAUACCAAAGUUGGAGUGGUAGUGGUCUUUUCUCUCGUAGAUCCAGCUACGGACUUUUUUAAAGAGAUUAUCAAGAGGAAUGUCACAGGUGUGUGGAUUGGCAGCACAAGUUGGUCCAUCCAUACUCAAAUGACUUCUAUCCCCGAUAUCCACAAAGUCGGUACAAUCAUUGGAUUUAGUGACCGAACGCGGCCCCUGGAUUUGCUCCCUGCAUACACAGAGGAGCUCUUCAAUAAACUGAGUGAGGACAGGUCACCACCACCAGAUCCUCUCAAUCCCUGCCCACAAUGCUGGAGCCUCUCAUCUGACAAUAUCACCUUGGUGACACAGCCUGUGCUGAAGCGCACAGCUUUCAGUGUGUAUGCUGCCAUCUACAGUGUGGCACAGGCACUGCACAACCUGCUGGGAUGCGGUGCAACUACCUGUGAGCAAGCGACUGACACCAAAAUCUAUCCCUGGAAGCUGUUGGAGACCUUAAGGAAUACGUCUGUAGAUGUGAACGGCACACACUUAGAAUUUGACAGUGAAGGCAACCCAAACAUAGGAUACAAUUUACUUCAGUGGAACAGGACAGACUCCGGAAAAAUAGACUUCAUUGACAUUGGACACUUUGAAAAAAAACUGAACUUCAGCAAGCGCUUGAUCAGAUGGCACACUAAAGACUCAAAGAUUCCUGAGUCCAAAUGUUCAUCAAACUGUGAUCCAGGACAGGUCCGCAGAGUCAAAGGCUUCCAUUCCUGCUGUUUUGAUUGUAUUGAUUGUAUGGCCGGCACUUUCCAGGAGAAUGAAGAGGAUAUUCUGUGCAAAGACUGCCCCGAGGGUACAUGGUCUGAAAAACGCCAAACCAAUUGCACUAAACCCACCUUCAUUGUUCUGUCCUGGGACAAACCUGAAGCUCUGGCAAUGACACUGGCUGUGGUGCUGGUGGUGGUAUGUCAGGGGUCGGUGGGUGUUGUGUUCCUAAAACACAGGGGAACCUUUUUGGUAAAGGCCUCGGGGGGAGUACUGAGUUUUGUAGCUCUUCUCAGUCUGAUGGGAGCUUGCCUCAGUCUGCUGCUCUUCCUGGGGCAGCCAGGGGACGUGGUGUGUCGUCUUCAGCUGCCCCUCACCUCCAUUUUCCAAACAGUGGCCCUGUCCAUCAUUGCAUUCAUCUCACUACAGAUAUUCUACGUAUCGGAGUUCCCAAAGAUGGCCGCUUCUCACCUGCAUGUGCUAAGAGGCCCUGGAAUCUGGCUGUUUGUGCUGGUCUGCUGUGUUGUGCAGGCUGGUAUCUGUGGCUGGUUUGUUGGGGAAGGGCUUUCGCUGUCUACUUACAUGGCAAACAUGAAAAUAGACUUUGUGACCAAAUUUCUUGCAUGCCCAGUGGAACCCUUGACUGGACUUGCCCUAAUGGAAGGUUUCAUCAGUGCGCUGGCCCUGAUAUCGUUCAUGUGCACUUUCAUGGCAAUAAAGCCUCUUCAUCAGUACAACCUUGCAAGGGACAUCACUUUCGCCUCCCUGAUCUACUGUGUGAUCUGGGUGACCUUCAUUCCAAUUUACAUUGGCCAGAAUCAGGUCAAAUUUAAGUCUAUUGUCCAUGUUUCGUUCACCCUGGCAAGCAACUUUGGACUGGUGGCAGCCUACUACUUCCCAAAAUGCUACCUGCUGUUAAGAAAACCUGAGCUCAAUACGGCCGAGCACUUCUGUACCUUCCUUGAGGGCGUUCCACCAACACCAACUGAGGAGGAACCACAGUCACAGACAGAAUCAGAGCAAUCAUCAAAAGUCAUGUAAAAUUUUUAUUUGCUUUGUAUUUGAACAAAUAUUUUGUGAAUGAACUAGUUAAGGUCUAGUAUGAAACCUACUGUAUAGCUAUAAGUUGACCCAUAAUGUAAUAUGAAUCUGUAAUCAUGAAAAACAAAAGCUCAUAUACACUCUAUAGAAA